Molecule: messenger RNA, 2034 nt
Organism: Daldinia caldariorum
Lineage: Eukaryota; Fungi; Ascomycota; Sordariomycetes; Xylariales; Hypoxylaceae
Exons: 2
Coding region: 1-2034 (677 amino acids)
Source: RefSeq, a predicted model, not a curated record
AUGGACUCUUCAGCCCCAAAGCGCCGCAAGACGUCGCCGACGACGAAUGUUCCUAUAGGCGGGACGACUGCGCUAUCGUCCAAAGAUGAGCCGGUUAAAAGACCUAUACGUCGUCCAAUACCAUCAUUUGCGUCCCCAACCAAGGCUAGCCUUGCGCGAUCGAACCCCGAGGUAUUAGAACGGAGCAGUACCUCUAGACCUCGACCUUCAGAUGAUGCGCCCGUCGCAUCAGAAGCGGAGAGUCUCCUAGGCGAUGCCCCAGGCAAUUCAGAUAUUGGAAAAACCGGAGACGAUACAGAAGCAAGCGGUCGCGACACGCAACAUACACAAUCUACCUCGGAGAAUCAACCAUGGAGUCCCGUCCGACGUGCCACAGGAGCUAUGACCGCCAAACCACGAAGGACACCGAACAAGCCAUCGCCGCGCCCAUUACCAGAGCCAUCAGUCGAAGAAGAAGAAGAAUUAAUAAACCCAUUUAAGGGCCGAGUGUUACGGCGGUCUCCGCCUCCUGGCGAAGCAGUUCCUGAAGAACCAGAGCUCCCACCUACGCCGACGCAGCAAGGCAUAUCAAAUCCCGCCUCAAUACAAACUUCUCCCAUGGGAAUCCAUAAUACGCCUACCAAACGCCCAAGAAGAAGUAAGGUCUUAGCUGAGCGAAUUAAGAGUUCUCCUCUAAAACAGCCACCACUUCGUCAUCUUGAAUUUACCAAAGAAGCUACGCGCGAAGAGUCACCAUCCCGAACAGCAGAGAGAACGUUGAGAGCACAACCACAAAGUCGGAAGAAGAGACGAAAAUCGCAUCCAGCCCGGAAUGCUGAGGAGCCCGACCCACUGGCUGAGAAGAAGUCGCUGAGAGAUUCGCUGCUUGCCGAAGUUGCUCGGUUAAGAUCGGAUCUAGAACUAGCAACUCGUGAGAAUACUCGCUUACACGAAUUGCAACAAGGAAGAAAGGUUAGCUCGGCUCCGAAAGAUGAAGGAGACAAGCAAACCCUUUUCGACCUAUUCCGCCGACAUGCUCUCCCUCCUGAAAAGGAGACACCUCCCGACCCAACGCAAGACUGGCUUGAGGCCGCAUUAAAUCCAAUCUCAUUCCUCCCCUUUAGCAAAGCGAAACCGUUGCUUCCAUCCAUAUUUUCUCCGCCGCAAGAUAAUACCCAACAGGAGGCUGAAAAGCUUCCUAUCUCACAUCAUCCUGUACCCAUGACAGCGCAAGAGGAAAUGCCUUUUCUGCAAGUAUUUACCCCAUUAACUUUCACGUCUACUGUCUCAAUAAUACCCCGCGACGAUGCCGCGAAUCAGGGACCACUUCUGCAAAAAUAUACCAUAUCAGCUUCAUCAACAGUACCAGGUGUAUUUGCUGCGACGAUUGAAAUGGUGGUGAAUACCAAGAGGUUAUCUAUUGCUGAGCUAAAGGUGGCACGUCUCGAGCCGUCAGCAGUUGGUGAGCUAGGGCCUUUCGUGGAACGGGUCGUCAAAGGGACAGGAACCAGUGCUCUGACAAGGAAUAUUAGUGUCAUUACCUGGGCUAUGGGCGAGUGGCUUCGCGUCGCAACAAGGAGGGCUCGAUUUUGGUGCGCCAUUGAAAGGGAUCUAAAAAGCAGUGAAGGUCUAGCGAAAUGCGUCAGGGAAAUGAGGACAGACACGAGAAGAAAGGGUCGAGGUCGACAAGCUACAACGGCCCGCGACGACGAAGACGACAACGAGGAGCUCGAGGGACAAGCUGAUAAAAUGCGCUUCACAAAAGCCAAUAUAUUCCCCCAUCUGGGAAGGACAGACCUUGAUCUAGAGCUACCCAUCCUCGAUGAUCCAGAUGGAGCUCCGACUAUCCGUAUUAAGUGGCGUAUUGAAUUCGAUUGGACAGGAGAAGCGCGAAGCAAAAUAGGGCUAUUACUAGAAACUCCAGCGAAGUGGCACGGACAAGACAAAAAGCGUAGCUUAACAAAUAUACCGGGCGUAUUUGACAAGCUUAUACAGGAGAAUAAGGAUCCGAUGGAGGCUCUAAAGACAGUAAUCGCAUUGUUGGUUGGAGAGUAA